AUGUCUUCCUCUAGUGCCGAAAAAAGCGAACUACCCGUGACCGUUGAGAAGCCUAUACCUGUCACAUAUGACUUGGGGAACCUUGCUGUCUUCGAUUCCAAUGCUCUAGAUAGAAAUGACCUGGAUUCGUCCAAUGCAAACCGUGAAGAGCAUCUUCGCGCGCUAACUCGCGACAACGUGCAGCUGCUUAUCAACCAGAUUCUAUCUCUACCAAUCAAAUCCACCACCGACUCGACCGGCAGUGGCCAGUCGUCCUCCAUCGCGCUCGUCCGGCUACCGGAGCCAACCACCGACCUUCCCCGCGAGAAGCCGCUGCCCAAGCCAAAGGCGCCAACCAAGUGGGAGCUGUUUGCGGCCAAGAAGAACAUCAAGCCCAAGGAGAAGUCCGGCAAGAUGGUGUACGACGAGGCCGCUGGCGAGUGGGUUCCAAAGUGGGGCUACAAGGGUGCUAACAAGAAGCUUGAUGAUCAAUGGCUAGUCGAGGUCGACGAUAAGGUCAAGGGCACAGAAGACGAGCUCAUUGACCCUCGCACGUUGAGCAGAGCAGAGCGCAAGAAGCUCAUCAAGAAGAACGAGCUGCAGCACAAGCGCAACCUGAAGAACGCGGUUUCCAAAUGA
This is a messenger RNA of Eremothecium gossypii ATCC 10895, 618 nucleotides long. RefSeq names its product ribosome biogenesis protein RRS1 (gene RRS1). The transcript has a single exon. The record is from RefSeq and is marked provisional. Gene Ontology annotation, biological process: ribosome biogenesis; ribosomal large subunit biogenesis; endonucleolytic cleavage in ITS1 to separate SSU-rRNA from 5.8S rRNA and LSU-rRNA from tricistronic rRNA transcript (SSU-rRNA, 5.8S rRNA, LSU-rRNA). Gene Ontology annotation, cellular component: preribosome, large subunit precursor; nucleus; nucleolus. Bases 1 to 618 code for a protein of 205 amino acids. Lineage: Eukaryota; Fungi; Ascomycota; Saccharomycetes; Saccharomycetales; Saccharomycetaceae. Gene Ontology annotation, molecular function: protein binding.